AUGGCAUAUUAUAGAAAGUCAUCUCCGAUACCCGGUUAUACAGGUCAUAUACCUGGUUCUAAAUUUCACGUUGGUGGAUGUAUAAAUAGAAAAGGAAAUGUUAAUGAUGACGGUAAUGAUAUUAAUUUUAAGGAUUAUUUUAACAGGAAUUUAAAAAAUUUUGACAAUUUUUUACAAGAUAAUAAGUACAAGGAUAAUGAAAAUAAAGUAUCAUCUUUGUCAAAUUUUCAAAUGGAUGAUGAGCAAAGUAUGAUUGAAGAAAAUGAAAAAGAGAUAUCAAGGAGUAUUUCACAGGUGUCAUCAUAUAGAGAAAAUUCCAUACUUUCCGAUAAAUCUAUCCAUUCAAAAAUUUCUAAUGAAUCAAAUAAUUCAAUAAAAAUGUUAUCCAAUAAUAAUGAAUUAAUUGAUAAAGAUGAUAGGGAUUCUUUAUCAAGUUAUAAGAGUAAAAAAACCUCUGAAAAUGUAUAUGAGGAUAAUGAAGUUAAAAGACCAAAUACUGUUGGAAAAGAUCGUAAAGAAAUGUUAAGAAAAAAAAUGCAAGAAAUGAAACCAACUGGAAUUUGGGACAAAAAACCAAUUCCAUAUGAAAGUAAAAUUAUACCAGUUGAAGAAUUGAGUCCUAAAGAAAAAAAGAAUCCUUUUGAGGGUGCUGAAAAAGGAUGGUGGAGUGAGGGGCAAGCUUUAGUAAAUAUGAAAAAUGUUAAAACAAAUAAUAUUUAUUCAAAUUCAUAUAGUAAUAAUAGUUCAAAUUUAAUGUCAAACAGAAGUAUGAAAAAUAUUUCAAGUUUUAAAGAUGAUUUUUAUACAUUAAAUAAUGAUGAAGAAUAA
Messenger RNA from Strongyloides ratti, 828 nucleotides. RefSeq lists its product as hypothetical. The transcript has 2 exons. The coding region runs from base 1 to 828 and encodes 275 amino acids. Lineage: Eukaryota; Metazoa; Nematoda; Chromadorea; Rhabditida; Strongyloididae. The record is from RefSeq and is a predicted model, not a curated record.